This is a messenger RNA of Talaromyces stipitatus ATCC 10500, 2632 nucleotides long. Its product is annotated as para-hydroxybenzoate-polyprenyltransferase Coq2, putative. The coding region runs from base 1 to 1707 and encodes 568 amino acids. The record is from RefSeq and is a predicted model, not a curated record. Gene Ontology annotation, biological process: ubiquinone biosynthetic process. Gene Ontology annotation, molecular function: 4-hydroxybenzoate polyprenyltransferase activity. Gene Ontology annotation, cellular component: mitochondrial inner membrane. Lineage: Eukaryota; Fungi; Ascomycota; Eurotiomycetes; Eurotiales; Trichocomaceae. The transcript has 3 exons.
AUGCCCCUCCAGACUAAGCACAUGCAAAUGGGGUCUCCUUUACUCAAUGCAGUGCAAACGCUGCGCUCACGGACGACACGAUAUCCCACCAAUCUUUUAUCUCAGAGCAGAUACUCUGCUACAGCAGCUGCCCCCCUUCGUUGCUUAUUAGAUCGUCUGAGGAUACCGAGUCACGGAACUUCGAGAUUCAACAAGGCGAAUCCAGUCGCGACGAUACAGACACGAUCCUUCCGUCAGUUUUCAUACAAUAACUCAUCAGCGCAAUUAACAUCUGCAUCUGCAUCUGCACCAGCGGUCUAUUCUCCCCCGCAAACCGGCAUCAUCUCUUACCUCCCAAGAUCUUGGAUACCGUAUGCCGAACUGAUACGCCUGGAUAAACCCACCGGAACGUACUAUCUCUUUUUCCCAUGUCUAUUUUCGACGUUGCUUGCUGCUCCUCUGGCUAUGCCAAUGGCAUCCCCUUUCGAAAUUCUGGCAUAUACAGGCCUUUUCUUUAGUGGCGCGUUAAUCAUGCGAGGUGCGGGCUGCACGAUCAACGACCUGUGGGAUAAGGAUUUCGAUCCUCACGUGACACGCACAAAAUUCCGGCCAAUUGCACGAGGCGCAGUGACUCCAGAGAAGGCCAUUGUGUUUACUGGUUUCCAACUUCUAGCAGGUUUAGGAAUACUUCUUCAGUUUCCCCUGCAAUGCCUGUAUUAUGGAGUACCCAGCCUGCUGUUUGUCGCAACAUAUCCUCUGGCCAAAAGAAUUACAUACUACCCGCAGGCAGUUUUGGGAUUGACAUUUUCUUGGGGCGCUAUCAUGGGUUUCCCAGCUCUCGGCGUGGACCUACUAAGUCAUACCGAUGCUCUACUUUCCGCUACGGCUCUUUAUAGCAGUUGUGUAGCCUGGACUGUGUUAUAUGACAUGAUCUACGCGCAUAUGGACAUCAAGGAUGAUGUAGCUGCCGGUAUCAAGUCCAUCGCUCUACGACAUGAGCACAAUACCAAGGCAGUCCUCUCGGGGCUAGCUGUUACUCAGGUAUCACUUCUUGCACUUGCUGGCUGGGCCUCCGGUGCCGGGCCGAUAUACUUCGUAGGCACUUGCGGGAGCGCUAUUGUAUCAUUGGGUAUGAUGAUCUGGAGAGUACGCCUCAAGGACGUCAAGAACUGCUGGUGGUGGUUUAAGAAUGGUUGUUGGAUCACCGGUGGAGGUAUAGCAUUGGGCAUGACAGGAGAGUAUCUUGCGCAGUAUUUUGGAUACUAUAAAGACGAGGAUCAACCGUCUCGCGCCAUAACGGCAGCGACAUCCGCAAUCAGAGCCCCCAGUCCAUGGACUCUAGCAUCUUCAAGUCCCGCGGCUAUUCAGUUUCGUCGUCUUCUCUCCUCCGAAACUAGAGCAGCUAUCGACAAGGCCAUUCAAUCGGCACCCGUCGUGUUAUUCAUGAAAGGAACUCCCGAAACACCACAAUGCGGCUUUUCGCGAGCAAGCAUACAGAUUUUGGGAUUGCAAGGAGUUGAUCCCAAGAAGUUUACAGCAUUCAAUGUUCUUGAGGAUCCCGAACUCCGGCAAGGAAUCAAAGAGUACUCCGACUGGCCAACGAUACCCCAGCUCUACGUCGACAAAGAAUUCGUAGGUGGUUGCGAUAUUCUGAUGUCCAUGCAUCAGAACGGUGAGCUAGCGAAAUUACUCGAAGAGAAAAAUGUCCUCGUGGCGGCUGAAGAGUAAAUUGAAACCAGGAUAUCUAUGUAUACAAAACAAAGAUCAUAAUAUUGUAUCAACAGAUCUGUUCAUGUUUCAUGACAAGCCAGGUGGUUGUCUCCUCCAACGGCUAUAUUUGAAGAAAGGCUCAACAACGCCGAAUAUGCUUAUGCAGGCCAAUUCACAAGUAUAUUAUCCGAGCAAUCCGCCUAGGACAACCCUGCUCACUCCCCCGAUUUCGCUUUUUGCACCACUCCUACUUGCAUCUUCAAAGUCUCUGACGACACCUGCGACCAUAACUUUGCGCAACUUUGCAUCUGUCUUAGUGAAUAAUUCUCCAAAGCCGGUUGUACAUACGCUGGGCGAAGAAACUAGACCCGUAAGUCUGUUGUAACAAUCUAUCAACACAUCGCAAAGCGUGACGAAAGUCUCGAAAAAGUCCGGGUCGAACGGGAGUGAGGGCGUUAAUAGAUAUGUGUAUUCCUCCCCCGGAAGUAAGUCUGAGGAGUCCGUAUUGGGAAAAGAGGUAACUGCUGAUGCUGCAGUGGCCGAAGACGCAAGGUUACCGGUCAUGGCUUUCACAUCCGAUGAAUCACCAAAAUGCAUGGGUAGGCCAAUUUCAUUCGCUGAGCUUGCUCGCCUCGUUUUGUUGCCCGUAUAUGUUGCCCUCUUAAACAUCUGAGGUAGCCUUGCGCGGACAAGGUUUGAAGAGAAGUUUCCAUCUGGAUUAUGAACUUGCUGAAAUGUUUCGAAUUCGACUAAGAGGGCAUGGAGAGCGCGUAGAUACUCCAUUGGGGUUGUAUAUGCAUCCAAUAUAGGAGGGAGUGAGAGGCCGAGGAGUAGGAAAUUGAUUGCGCGACGAGAGAGUCUUUUGGGGUCAAAGUAAGGCAUUCGCAUGAGGUCAUGUCGGGAGAAAUGUACAGUAUUGAACCAAUAUACUCGUCCUUCGUGA